AUGGACGCCCUCGAAAAGGUCCACGACUUCGCCAAAAGCAUAAACGUACCCAUCCGCUUCCUCAGCAAAGACGAAGCCCACCGCCGCGAACCAGAUGUCCGAGCUGAAGCCGGCGUUUUGGAAAGUCCCAGCACCGGCAUCGUGGAUUCGCACAGCUUGAUGCAAUACCUGCAAGGCUCCUUUGAAAACGACGGAGGAAUCUGCGCCUUCAAAUCAACAGUCACGCACAUCACCCCCAUCGACUCCGGGCGCAGCGGGUGGGAAAUCACAACGACGGGAGCGGAUGGCGAGGAAACCAGUAUCACAGCCGACACGUUGGUGAACUCGGCUGGUCUCUUCGCUGUGGAUAUCCAGAAUAUGAUUUUGCCCAAGCCACGGCACAGAAAAGCUUUCUACGCAAAAGGAUCCUACUUCUCCUACGCUGUCUCGCGGCCUAAACCCUCAACACUCGUCUACCCCGCCCCAGUCCCCGGUCACGGCGGUCUAGGAACCCACCUCACACUCGACAUGGCCGGCCGGAUUCGUUUCGGACCAGAUGUCGAGUGGACAGACUCACCCACUGACUACACCCCCAACACCAAAAACAUGGCACAAGCCAUCGAUGAUAUCCAGACGUAUCUACCCGGCGUAGAUAGAAAUGCUAUUCAACCAGACUACGUGGGGAUACGACCGAAAUUGGGAAAAUUGGCGGCGACGAGCGGGAAGGACUUCCAGGAUUUUGUGAUAUGUAAGGAGGAGGGAUACGAGGGGUUUGUGAAUUUGUUGGCGAUGGAGAGUCCGGGGUUGACUAGUAGUUUGGCUGUUGCGGAGGAGGUGGAGGGGUUGUUGUAUGGGUAG
Messenger RNA from Alternaria infectoria, 837 nucleotides. RefSeq lists its product as uncharacterized. The record is from RefSeq and is a predicted model, not a curated record. The transcript has a single exon. Gene Ontology annotation, cellular component: mitochondrion. Bases 1 to 837 code for a protein of 278 amino acids. Gene Ontology annotation, molecular function: (S)-2-hydroxy-acid oxidase activity; (S)-2-hydroxyglutarate dehydrogenase activity. Lineage: Eukaryota; Fungi; Ascomycota; Dothideomycetes; Pleosporales; Pleosporaceae.